Molecule: messenger RNA, 11199 nt
Organism: Athalia rosae (coleseed sawfly)
Lineage: Eukaryota; Metazoa; Arthropoda; Insecta; Hymenoptera; Athaliidae
Gene: Eif4g
Product: eukaryotic translation initiation factor 4 gamma 3-like
Exons: 23
Coding region: 2020-7959 (1979 amino acids)
Cellular component (GO): eukaryotic translation initiation factor 4F complex
Molecular function (GO): mRNA binding; protein binding; translation initiation factor activity
Source: RefSeq, a predicted model, not a curated record
GCCUGGUUUGCCGCAUCGGCAAUGUGUACCGACGAAUAGAGAGAAACGUGGAGCGAAACGCGAACGGAACAGAGAGAAAGAACCAAGAGAGAAACGGAGAAACGGGACUCGUGUGGGUGACGAGUGACGGUUAGAUGGAGGGGGGUGGGGGUCUGCCCUGCAUCAGUCUCUGCUGCGUCCCUUCGAAAGGGGACGCUCCUCGUCUUUGACAAGCGCGCGGUUAAAACACCCAACGGGGGGUUGACAGUUAUACGGAAACUAAAAUAACUGGGUUCAUAUUUUAUAAUAAAACAAUAAUUAUCGUUGAAUAACAAAAGUUGUGAUGAAAAUUCCAUGUAGAUGUCAUUGUCGAAGUCAGUUUUGAAUUCAGUUUGAAAAGCAUAGAAAAAAACUGAUAAAAUAAACGGAAUUAAAUUAGUGCUCGGUACGUUUCACAUUCCUAUUCCUAGUGCUCUAUUCAUAUUAUUUUCGUUCUAGGGAACGGGAGAUUUUUUCAUCGAUUGUCAAAUACUGUAGAAACGUGUCUAGUUUGAAUUUUCCUUCCUAAUCGGUUUCCUGUCUUGAACUUUCUUUUCCCUUCGUUUUUUCGUUUUAUUUGGUACCGUCAAACUGCGUUGUUAUUAUUUCGUAAAUAUAUUCGGUGAAAAUAUUAUUGAACAGUGGUGUGCAGUGGUUCGAGAAACGUGCGACCGAACAAACGUUUUAUAAAGUUUGAAAAGGGGAAAAAAUGAUAUGAUAAAAUGAAAAAUGAUAUCUGAAUUCUGAUUGUAUGUUUUAUUUUUUAUUCAUUUUUUUUUUCUAUUCCCUCAAACUUUUUUCGGAUACCAUCGACGUCUCCUCUGCACGCGUCAAGGGUCAAUCGAUUGUGUCUCAUGAUUUCAUGGCCGGUGAAAUUAUUAUCAAACGUGGGAUUUGUGGUAUAUUUAUUUCUUCGUCUCUCUUGUUUGCGUUAAAUUGAAACGUGUGUAUCAAUCAACCGUGCGUGAAAUAUUAUAUUAACGAUGAAAAACCGCCUCCUGUGAUUCGGAAGGAUUCUUAUUCUGUUGAAACCGAAAGAAGAAGGAUCGUAGCCUUUAUUCGUGCGACGAGGGAAGACGCAAAGGAUAAAAAAAUUUUUUUACACAUCGAGUGCUGCUGCCGCUGAUGACGCCACAAGCAGCACACAGCUCUAGCCCUAAAUAUCGAUCUGCUGGCGUGUACGACCUACUCUAUAGUUCGUUUGCCUCAAACAUAUCGUGGAAUGACAGUUGAUAAUCUUGAAACUAUCGCCAUUCGGUUGACAAUAAAUGUCAAGACUUUGAACUACUCGUACCUUGACAACGAGGAGUUGAAUUACAAAGUCGUUGACGACGACGGCGACGAACGAAGUAACGUUAAGAAUACUCCGUUGAUAAUGGAGGGCAUCUGUAAUUCCAAAAGUAACACCACCCACUUGACCGUGAUAACGACGAAAUUGACAUAAGAGCGUGGUAUUUAUCACAAGGAUACACUUAUUGGAAUAUAGACAAAAAAAUGUCGCCGAUUAAUGAGGCUGGCAGGACUUCGAUGAGAGUCUGUCGUACGAUAAAAACGAUUCGAAGUUUGAUCGGAACUUAAAAUACAAUAAGGGAGACAAGGUUCAAUAAUUAGCCACCUGAUAUAACGAUUCACGAAUUUAUUUCAACACGCCUGGAUCAACAACUGUGAUUAAAUUAUUAAACGAACGUUAGUACAUUUUUAUCGAAGAAGAUAACGAAGCGAAAAUGAAAAAAACACUACCAGCUAUCAACCUGGGGAGAAAAAUUUCAAUGAGAUUUUACGCGAUGAAUAUUUUGUCUGAAAAUAUAUACGCACACGAACGUGUACAUUUGACAUCGAUUUCCACAUCUGUACAAUGAAGCUAGUAUUAAAACAAGAGGGAAAAUAAUAUCGCGGAUAAUAAGGGUAACGAAAAACUGAAAAGCUGAAGACUCUGGAACAUAAAUUAAGAUAAUCUCAUAACCGAAUAAAUAAAUCAAUAUAAAAGAAAAUUUGAACAUCAUGGUUUCGAGAUACGGUGUGACCAAAGAAGGUACCGUUGGGGUGACCGUUAGCGUUGGGGCGAUGCACUGUUUACUACCCCAUUGUAGUCCCCAUCACUUGUCACCACACGGUCACAAUCAUUUACACCAUCACAAUCAUCACAACCACCAUCCACCGCCCUCGCCAAGUCCUCACGGUCAUCUGAGUCAGUUGAACCACGCGCAUCAGUUGACCAUUAAUAUUAACCACAAUCAACUCCAGUCUCAGCAGACUCAACAUCAACAACAAGCUCCGCCUCAGUAUAGGAUCAUCACAGCCAGUGCCAGAUCAGACGUGAACUUUCAUGUGCCUGGACAGAACUACGGAGGUCAACCUGGUGGUCAGGUUGGUGGGGGUGGGGGUAGCGUAGGUGUACCCGGAGGUAGAGGGCCCCCGCCACUUGGAAGUAUACAGAGCAUCGGACAAUCUGCAACGGGUAUACCCCAAGGAGGUCAAACAGGGGCGCAGCAGGCUCCUCCACAGUCGCAAACACCCGGAGUACAGUCUCAGCAACCUCAGGGACCACCCCCUACGACUACACCUCCGGUUCACACGCCAUCACCUCAAGACAUGGGCAAACCAGCUCAUUUGCAGGCGCAACCGUCAUCCCUGCAACAAAAUAUUUAUGUAACAAAUCAAACGAGACCAACGCCACAGGUUUACUACCCAACGGGAGCGAGGCAACAAGCACCAAGAGGUCUUAGUCACAGAGCAGGUCAGGGAAGCGGUGGAGCACAAGUCGUAGGCAUGCAAGCGGUAGGCGCGGGUGGGGGCCAACCAACGGCUAUGUAUCAGCACCCUGCUGGUUUGCCACCUGCACUGUACAUGCCAGGCCAGGUGCCUUUGCAUGCUUCACACGUUGGCCCCCACCAACAGUCUGUUUAUAUGAACAAUCAGAUGCAGUCCGUUCAGGUAUUAUUUUCGGGUCCACCACCACGACAUCACGGUCAUCAAAGUCAACCUUUGUAUCCAGCUUAUCAACCCACUAUCCUGGCGCCAAAUGUCUAUGGAUAUCCAUCUGGUCCCGCAACGCAACAUACCGGAUACUACUUGACGCCACCAGGUCCUCAAAUUAAUUUGAGUAGAGCAGGAUCAGGAGCAGUUAGUGGAGGGGCUCAACAUGUUGGAAGUCCGCUGGCUGGGGGUCAAGGAGCUACCAUUGUUCAGCAAGGUGGUAUCCAACAGCCUUCUCAGCAGCCUCAGCCAAUGCAACAGAUACCUUUAGCUUUGGGGCAAACUGAAGUUUACCAAGGCCACAAUGGUGGUGCACAGAAUGCAGCGAACAGUUCUACCAAUCCUAGAAAACCGAGAAGAAAGCAAGCUAUUAUAGAUAUCGUGGAUCCCAAAACAGGAAAAAAUAUUAGUGAUGAGAUCUACGAUGACGAUGCUGCAACUCAAAGUGGUGAUUCUAGUAAUAGAGCAACCCCCCAGCCACAGAAUUGCGGUAUGGAUAUGAUAGCCGACUUUUUGGCUCGGGUUACAAAAGCCGCGUAUGAAGUAUCAGACUCCGAUUCACCAGCCCCGGCUAGCGCGCCGGAAACUCCCACUUCUCAAAAUGCCUCUCAAACCUUACCCAAUAUCAAAAUUCAAACAAAUCCAGAGAUCGAUAAUAACAGUCUAUGUAAUACUGGUCCUACAACGCCAACGCAAAGUAUACCUAGCGUUCAACCCUUUAGUAGUCAAUCCUUAGUUUCUUCUAAUACCGCGGUUCAAGUUGAUUCGUGUCCCACCAAACCAAAGGAACAUAAACCACUUCAACUAUCUGUCAAAGAGUUUCAACCGAGAAGCGAAAUAAAAAUCGUAGCCGAGGAACCCCAACCAAUCCCAGUUGUUAUCAACCAAGAAAUUAUUUCUUCACAGUUGCCCGCACCUGCUCCCAUCCCUGUUCCUGAACCAGAGCCAGUCGCUUCUGUUCUUCCUUCGAGUAUCUCUCAAACUUCAAAUAUCCCUACGACGAUUGCAAGCUCAACCAUCGUACCCACCGAUGUCCCUAGCAGUGCUGUUAUAUCGGCAAAUUCCAAUCCUGUACCUUCCAAAGACGAUUUCCCCACAUUAGAAUGCAAGGCUCCCUUAAGUUCUCCGGCGCGCCGUAAGCCUCAUAAUCAAGGACAGUCUCAACCCAUCGCACAGCCUGCUUCCGAAGUACCUCCUUCAGCACCAAAGGAACCAAAGGAGCGGAAGUUAAGCGAGAGGAACCUCAACUCUAGGGGUACCACGCCAACUCCGAUACAGAAUCAGUUGGAUCAUCAACAAACAAAACCCAAUGGAGACACUAUAGGUGAAAAGAUUGAAAAACAUGACGCAGAACCAAUCUCCAAAAAUGAUCAACAGCAACAAAGGCUCGUGGAUGGUAAAGCCACACAGAAGCAAAAGACUAAGCGAGGGCAGCUCAAAAAUAGGGACCUCAAUCGUAAAGGUGCUGAAAAAGAGGGCACCGAUAUGGAUGCAUUUGUGAAUGCUGCCGUGCCCUCUGCAAAAUCUGAAACUAAACAACCGGAGCCAGUAAAGCAAGAAACUAAAGAAUCUUCGGAUCUGAAUGAUACAGAAAUAGAAUCUGCUAAGGAUAUCGAGGAUGAAGAAAAUAUCGAAUCUAAAAAGGAGGCUGAAGCAACGCUCACCUUGAAGAUCGAACAAACUACUCCGGAAGCUCCAGGAGAAAACACUCCAAUUCAGACGCCGACAACAGAAAAGCUGCCAUCGGUUAUUCCAAAUAACAAAGAAUCUUCAAAGGAAACAACUCCCACGAUAGAAGAAAGUUGUAAUAUUCAAGAAUCUUGCAAAAUGCCUGUCAAAACUGUUAGCGCUGACGUAGUAGACCAUGUCACGGUUGCCAAUGACAUCGAACUGGAAUCGGCGAUAGUGGCACAAAAAAACGAAGAAAAUGCUAAAGUCUCCGCUUUACAUGCACCCAGCGAAGAACAGCAAGUUACCACGCCAGUGAUAGAAAAACAAAAUGAAAACAAGGUACCUGAAGAAAAUGAUGCCACUCCAAAAGGACCUCAGCCUCUCAAAUAUGAUUAUAAAGAUGAUCAAUGGAGUCCGUUAAAUACAGAAGGAAAGAAAGUCUAUGAUCGCGACUUUUUGAUAAAGCUUCAACAUGAUCCAAACAGCAAAAUUAAGCCAUUAAAUCUCCCUGAUCUAGAAGUUGUUCUCAAAGAAAACUCUAGGAGUCGUGGUCCUAUCGACCAGAGGCAAUUCAAAGAUACACUGGGUCUAGGCAGGCACGAAUCGUUGUUCCCUGGAUUUGUAAAAUCAUCACAAAGUGCUCGAGGGUCUCUAGCUUCAAAACGGAGUAGUCAACAAAGCAACAAACCAAAAAGUGGCAACAAACCAGCUCUUAUUCACGUUUCUCUAUCUCUAAGAGAAGAUGUAAAAUUGAGAGAAACAGAAAAUGCAUGGAAACCUGGCCGGCUCAAGGCUGAGGACAUUAGUGAAGAGGAAGCCAAAACCCAAGCUCUUUACAAGAGAGUGCGAGGAGUGUUGAACAAAUUGACGCCGCAAAAGUUUGACACAUUAGUCAACCAAGUUAGAGCUCUGAAAAUUGAUUCGCAAGAAAGGCUGCAAGGUGUCAUUGACCUGGUAUUUGAAAAGGCAGUUGACGAGCCCAGCUUCUCAGUAGCGUAUGCUCUUAUGUGCAAAGAACUCGGAAUGAAGGAAGUGAGUGCUCCGGACGGUAAAUCCGCGUCGAAUGAUAAGGGUAGCAACUUUAGAAAACUAAUUCUAACUCGAUGUCAAAUGGAAUUCGAAAAAAAUACUGCUGCCGAAAAUGCCAGAGUUCUAAAAAUGAAGGAGAUUGAAUCAUGCACUGAUCCCGAGAAGAAAAAGGAACUGCAGUUGGCUUGGGUAGAAGAAGAGAGAAGAAUUCGUGUUAAAUCUGUUGGUAAUAUUAGAUUUAUAGGAGAACUUUUCAAGCUAGGGAUGCUCACUUCUAGGAUCAUGCAAGCGUGCAUACGUAACUUGCUCGAUCUCAAUGACGAGGAGAGUCUAGAAUGUUUAUGCAAGCUACUUAGUACAGUUGGAAAAGACUUGGAAUCCAAGAAUCAGGAAUCUAUGCAGAACCUGGACCUAUGUUUCAAACAAAUGCAGGACAUCGUCAAUCGCAAAGUCCCGGGUAAAGUCAGUUCAAGGGUACGAUUUAUGUUACAAGAUGUGAUAGAAUUGAGAGCAAACAAGUGGGUACCAAGGAGAGAUGACAGCAAUCCCAAAACAAUGGAUCAAAUUCAGAAAGAAGCUGAAACAGAACGUCUGGAUUCGCAUUUGAAUAACACUCCAUUGAACACACCAAGGAAAGAUGACAGAAACAAUGAUAGAAAACGAAAUCGUGGCGGUGGCUCUACCGAAGAAGGUUGGAGCCUUCCGAUUAGGAGUAAUCGACAACAGUAUUCCGUCGAAGCCGCUAAGCUCAAAACCAAACCGCCUCCUAACGACAGUAUCCAAUUAGGUAAUAAAAAGAUGUAUCUAUGGCAGAACGCUUCUAUUGAACCCCCAAAAACUAUUACACCAAACAAAUUCGCCAUGUUGGAAAAUAUGUCCAGUGAACAAGAAAGACGUUCCGAACGAUCAGGACCGCCACUCUCUGGCUCGAGGUCUACUGGUCCAAGAGAUUUUGGUCGUUCGGAUUACAAAUCGUCAUUUGAUGGCAGACAUUCUCGGAAUGGUAGCCAACAAUUGAGCAGCAGGUCCUCGAGUCGGGAUAGUUCGCUGCACGACAGUUCACGAAGUCAAAGUAUGUCUAUGCCUCCACCCCAACCGAAAAAAUCUAUCACUCCACCAGCACCUGCGAUUGUCCCUAACAAACCAGCGUCGUCUAUGUCUGAGGAACAGUUGGCUAAAAAAGUUGGAAAUAUUAUAGAUGAAUAUCUUUCAAAUACAAAUAUUGCGAACGCAGCACUAGAGGUUAGUGAAACUUUCGACAAUUCAACAUUUGCAAGCUUCGUACGUGAGGUUCAUAACGUAGUUAUUGAGAAAUCGGCAGUGGCCCGAAAGCUAGUGGGUCAACUCUUGACUCAUCUCCUCACCAAGAACAUUUUGCCAUUGUCUCUCUAUCUUGCUGGUCUUAGAGAAGUGUUGGACACAGCCGAGGAUCUAGUGAUUGAUAUUCCUAAGAUUUGGGUCUACUUGGCAGAACUGAUUUGGCAACCACUGGCAGAAGGUGUGCAUCCCUUCUCGGAACUGAAGUCUUCAAUGGCUUCUUUGAAAAGCAAAGGUCUGGCAGGGAAGUUGAUGGGCGAAUUAAUGAUCAUGCUCGUUCGGGAAAAGACGCCGAAAUGGAUCAUGGAUAAAUGGACCCAGGCUGGUCUUGAUUGGAGCGACUUUUUACGAGAAAAUGAGCCCGUCAAUGACUAUCUGAAAAAAUACAAAUUGGAGUUCAUGUUGGGAGACAACAACAGUAGUUUUGGCAGCUUAGUGGGACAGCAAAGUUGGGAACAAAUUCAUGAGCGUCUCCGCAGUCUUAUGGCCAAUGAAAAGGAAAAUUCCUUUGAUAACAUCUGCAGUUGGAUUUCUGCAAAUGUAGGCGAAAGAGCACGUGAACCUCAAUUUAUUAGGAUCUUAAUGACUGCAAUUUUAGAAGUAUCCAUCGAACCGUAUAAUGAUACAUGGAAAUUUGUAAUCGACAAGUUCAAAAAUUUAGAAGCUCUAAUUUCUCGGCAUAUCGAUGGCAAUGCCAAGGUCUUGGAAUUACAGUGCAUCAUCGCGGUUCAAGAAUAUAUAAAUAAACUUGAACAUCCGUCAGGUGUACUUUUGAAAAUAAUUGAAACGCUCUGGGUCGACAGCAUAGUCUCAUACGACGCUUUCAUUGCAUGGGAAAGCGAUAAAGAUCUCACGCCAAUACCAGGCAAAUCAGUUGCUCUAAUGGCUUUGACGUCGUUCUUUACUUCACUGAAAGAAGUUGAAGACGAAUCCAGCGAUGAAGCGUGAGACCAAGUUCUACAUUUACACAGUGUCAGUUUUAACCGGUCAACCGCAAUGCAGUGUCGCAGUUGAGCUUUGGAACAACCUUUGUAUCCACCGUUUCUCCCUCCUGCUUGAACAAAAUGGAUCUUCGAACGAAUUGUGAAGAGACGUCAAUGUUUUUUUAACAUGAAAAGUGAAAAGCAAAAUUGCAGUUUAUUGAAAUCCAGAACGAAGCGGAAAAAAGAAAAUUGAUGAAACAAAAACAAUCAAACAGUGGUUGUGUGGGGGUGUAUGUAUUAUAUUCUAGGACAGCAGAAGUAAAGUAAACGAAGCCGUAUUUGAGAUACGCUAUACAUAUUGAAGAUAAAAGAUUAAUAAUUAAUUAUAAUACAGAAAUAAAUGCAAGAUAAUUAUUAUAUAUAAUUAAUGAAAAUGGUUUAAAGUUUAAAUAAAGGAAAAUUAAAAAAAAUUAAAAAAAAAAUGGAAAAAAAAGAAAAAAGCAAAAGAAAAAUUAAGAAAAAAACAAUGACUACGAUAAAGAACAACAAUGCGUGCUGAUAGAGUCGUGUUUCUCUACGUAACGAUGAUAUCUCUCGCCCAGGGUCACGCAAGUUCGGAAAAAUAAGUACGAUCAUAUUUUGAGAUGCGAUCACAAAACAAAAAUGUAGUUAUUUCUAAUUAUGCAACGCCACAAUAGCAACUUGAAUGCUUGCUACAUAAUCUAGGUAACAAAUUGCAAUUACGAAUGCGUAAUGAUGAAUAAACAAAUUCCUCGAGUCGUAAUUAUCGAGCGAAAAUAUUAAUAAUAAUGAUAAUAUUAAUAACAAUAAUGAUAAUACUAAAAUUAAAUUAACAAAAAAGGAAAAAAAAUUGCAAAAACUAAUGAUAUAUUUCUUGGCAUAAAUCGCGUAUGAAGAAAAAAAAAUCCAUAACCAAGUCUGAGACGAGCGAUGGUUCUUCCUAUUAUUGUAAUGAAUAUAACAGAAUUAAUAAUUUAUAACUGCGCAUAGGAUCUAUGAUAAUACAUUAUAAGAAAGACAUUCAUAAAUUUCAAUGUGAAGUCGAACGUAAGAUUUGUAACUUUAAGGUGUUGAUUUUUAGAAGAGGGAGAUUUCUAAUGGUGUGCAUACUAAGGCGCUACUAUUUUUAAUGGGGAAAAAAUAGUUAUUUAUAAUCAUGAAAACAGAAAGAUAAAAAACAAAAAAAUUAAAAACAAAAACUGGAAGUAUGAAUGAAAUUGGGACGAGUGACCGAACUGUGAUGAAUGAAUAUGACAAUGAUGAUUAUUAUGGUCGUGGUAAGGAUGAUACAGAUGUUAAUGAUGAUGAUGAAGAAUUGAUGUGACAUGUGCCGUAGCGAAAUAUGUGAAUUUCAAGUUGUUACUGCGAUCGAUGGUACUGAGGAAAAUUAUGUUUGAUCUAUAUAUAUAUAUAUAUAACAUAUAUAUGUAUAUAUAUUAUACAUAUUAUUACUACCGCGAAAUUCGGUUGAGAAAAAAAGAAAUACGAAUAUAUUCGACGGAUAAUAAUAUACAAUAUGCGAGGGACUCUACUUGAGAUGUUUAUUUUCCCACAUAUACAUGUAUUUCUUUCAUUCAUACACCAUUGAUUUUUAAAAGAAAAUCUUCUAUUUAUUAUAGUUUUUUGGUUUAUUGUUUUUGUCGUAUUACUUUUUCAUUCUUCUUUUCCUCUCUCGUCCAAGGGACACGCACCCGUUAUUUUUAAUGUUGAUCAUUCGUGACGUUACUUUUCAUACUAUGAGCUAUAUCAUCAUCUGCAUGUAACUCCAAUAGAUAGCUAUGAAUAAUGCGAUCGUUUACUAUUCGUCCUACGAAUGCACGUUAUGUGCUUCAAUUUUUUUCCCUAUUUAUCGGUUGCUCUUACUUUAGUCUCCACUGAAGUAAUGAUCACAGCGAUGCUUCGGUGGACCAUGUCUUUUUUUUAUAUAGGUAUAUGAUAACCUGUUGAUACAGAGAUCGUUCACGUGUUUUAUCGAUACAGUGUUAAAAUGUAAAUAAGUUGCCUUGUAUACUAAAAUCUUUCCUGCUGAUAACUGGUUAUCGCGAUCCACCUCUCUUUUGCCAGAAAUGUACGUAUUUGUGCAUUGAAAACAUGAUCGAUAGAUUGAUUAUUAAUUAUAUCAAUAUUCGUUGUACAGCUGUAUAAUUUUUCUUUUCUUUCGCGUAAUUUAUUAUGUUAUAUGCAACUUAUUUCCACGUGUAAUGGUACCACGAGGUAUGGAAACCGUCACUCAUAGAAGAAUAUGUGAAUGUUCACCGCAAAUGAUAAGAUGUACGUGCGAUUUUAUGAUUCCAGUUGAAAAUUGAAUUUGAAAAACUAGUAAUUAUUUCUAAUGAAAACAAAUCAAUAUUUCAUUGAAUUUGUUCGGUGAAUUUAUAUGCGGAAUAUUUGUAUCGUUAUCGUGAGCAAGUGGGGAUAAUAUUUGUUGCGAGAGCAACUUCCGGCUAAUAUUGAUGAGCUAUGAAUAAGCUGUGUUCACAACGAUUAUAUCUGUUUGCGUUUAUUUAUUUGUACGUAUGGAGAACCAGCCUCCGAGGACUGUUUACUUUCAUGCAAUGUGCGAUCGAAAGUACGUUUUGUUUAAAUUGCAGAAGAGCCCGCAGGUUUAUUAUUUCUACAUAUUGAACAGGAGAAAGAAGAUAGGAAGACUCUAAACCAUAGAGAAAAAAAAAAUUGCAAAAAUAUAAACAUACUCAUUCUACUGACCGUAGAAUGACACCACAUUGAUGAAGGAAAGAUAAAAUAUUAAAAGUACCGAAUAAUAAAAGUGGAGUAACGAAUAAAAGAUACACAUUUGAGAGCGUAGGUAAAUUAAAUAAAUAAACUAAUUUAUAUAUGGGUAGAGAUAAAGAAAAAUUAAAAAUCACGUUGUUGACAAAUUUGUGGAUAAAUGAGUAAUAAGGAAGAAUAUUAUUACUGUAAAUAUAAAUAGGUAACGUAAGUGGAAAAUGGAUGACAGAAGAGGAUUGACAGGCGACGGCGUUCGCCUUUGGGGGCAUGUAAUCGCGGCGCCGUUGAUCCUUGCCUCUGCUGGCUAUAUUAUGUAUUGUAUAUAUAUAUAUUAUACGUACGUAUUUGUAUAUACAUAUUCGUAUGUAUUUGUAUAUAUGCAUAGGUAUGUAUGAAAGAAGACUUAAUGUUAAGAACACAACACACUUAUAUGUAUAAUAAACCAUAUCUAUAAAAACAAAAAAGAAACAAAAAAAAAGGAAAAAAAAUAAUAAAAAAAAGAACUCCAUGCCAA